GUUGAGGCAUCUUCGAGAUUCUUGACUCUCAACUGAUUGAAAUCCUCAUCCAAUUUCCCCUGAAGUCCGCCAAGCAAUGGAUGCUUGUUUCCAAGCGGUGGCAUGCUCGUAUCUCCGACUCUUCCUUUCCUAUGAAAACAACCAAAUCAACAAACUCCUUAUGACCUCAAACGAAUCCUUUUUCAAAUUCACCGCUUCUCUCUUUCUCGCUUACCUUGAUCCCUCCACGCCAAAUGGUCUAGACCCAGACCAAGCCGCAGUAUUGGCCUCCUGCCAAGAUUUGCUAUUAUGUCGCCGCAAGCUUUCCUUUGAACAUUUUUAUUACAUCUGCAAUCCAUUUGUUGGAAAAUGGAACGAACUCUCUCCUCGUCCUUCUCAUGAUGAAAAUACACGUUUGUGUUUUAUAUGCAAAGGCCGUGGCAGCAAGUUUACCUAUACUGUGAUUCGAUUUUUAUGCUCCGGCGACAGUGUUAUCUCCGCUGAACUUGCAGUUGAGACUUACUCCUCUGGUAUUGAUACCUGGCGUAAGAAGAUGGUGUCCCCUAGGCUUGGAAGAUUUCGAUGGCCUAUACUUAAUUGCAAUGCGAAACUAUGAUGGCAGAAACUGUAUCAAUUCGCUGGGAUCUGAAGAACUAUGAGACGGGUGAGUGGUGCCUGCAACAUCAAUUCAAUUUCUGAGGAUUGAUAUGAGAGAGGCCUGCUUGGUUCAAAGACAAGGAAAACCCAAGAAAGUUGGUUGCGAUCCUGAAAGCGGAGACAUUGUGUAUGAUUGUAGGUGGAAACAAGGGUGUAUCGUGCAACACGAGAAUGCAAAUUCUUGAUGAGACGUAAGAGUUUCUUCAGUACUGGUGGUGAUGCCUUUUCAUAUGGGCUCACCUGGCUGCCUAGUACCCUCCCUACUUUCAAGCUUUAGCAUUGGGUGGGUCCUCAAGCCCAAUUCAAUGGUACCUCUAGCCCAUUAGCCCUAGCCCCUGCUUACUUAGGUUUGGUUGGAGUUGCAGAUAAGAUAAGGCUUGUUUAUUUAUUAUUUUUUUUUAUUCUCAUUUUUUUCAAAAGGCAUAUGGAAGCUUUUUUCCUUGAUUCCAGUUUCCAGAUUUUCUUUAUCAAUCUGUGAUUGUAUUUGCCGCCAGAGUGUGCGCAAGUUUCUAAUUACUAAAAUUCAUACUAUAUCAUUAUUUUAUUUUAAUAACAUAAUAUAAUAUGAUGUAUUAUUUAUUA
Messenger RNA from Manihot esculenta (cassava), 1218 nucleotides. RefSeq lists its product as uncharacterized. Lineage: Eukaryota; Viridiplantae; Streptophyta; Magnoliopsida; Malpighiales; Euphorbiaceae. The transcript has a single exon. Bases 77 to 595 code for a protein of 172 amino acids. The record is from RefSeq and is a predicted model, not a curated record.